GUGGCGUAAAGGAGCGGAAAGGAGUCCACGUGGCACGCGACGAGCUGUUGAACUUGGCCAGAAAUGACGACAGAGAAGAAUGCGAACAAUGGGGCGACAUUUCGAACGCCCGCUGCGCCGAAGACCGCCCGUCCGUUGGCGGACAUGGAGUGCCCUGCGAGCGAAGCAAUCACCUUUCACCUAGUUAGGUCAGUGGAGGAGGUGCCGACUGAGAUAAGAGGAGCAGGAGGGCGAGGAGGAGGAGGAGGAAAAGGAGGAAGAGGAGCACCUGAGAGUUCUGCGAGUAAAGGUAAAAGUAACUAUGGAAAGACGUUUAAGGCAGGCGGCGAUCCAUUAUCGUUCCACCCUGCACUUACACAUCAACUAUUUGGAGAGGAGGAGAAAAUCUACGGAUACAAGGGGCUGCAGGUUGAUAUUUGGAUCCACAGGUUCACAUUUCACGCUUUUGUGCAUAUGAAGUAUGAUAGCAUUGUGCAGCCCAGAGGACGGAGAAGGAAAGCGGACAAUGUCUUAGGAACUCUCAAGGAGAACUUCCCUGGUGGGUUGUUUGAAGACUGGGAAGCCUUUGCCAAAGCUGUGGCUGUGUUCGACCUAGCCAACGUUCUUUCGCAGGGUGUACAAGUUGAAAAGGGUGUCAAGUCAGGGGGUUUCAUCUCAGCGCGACCCCCUACAGGCGGUCAAGUUCCGCCAACGGAUAAUCCUCGGGGUUCAUCUGAGGGUGCGCCAUCGUACGAGAUUUUGCGGUUUGAUUUCGAGAAAGAGACGGUUGUCGAGUGGCACAGGCGCAUGGAACCGUUGGUUCUCUUCUUUAUUGACGGAAGUUCUUUGAUUGAUACCCGGGACAAGCGAUGGGAAAUGCUCGUGGCAGUGGAGAGGACAGCCGACGGUGCAUUGUCGCGUUUGUGUGUUCAGGGUUUUACCACUAUGUACAGUUUCUAUCACUAUCCCGAUAGCACGAGGCUGCGUCUCAGUCAAUUGCUGGUUCUACCCCCCUUCCAAGGCCAGGGUUACGGCAGAGCAAUGCUAAAUGCUGUCAACAAGCUUUCUAUUUCAAGGGGCUGCUAUGACGUCACAGUUGAAGAUCCGACAGAUGAGUUUCAAUGGAUGUUGGACGUUGAGGAUGUGGAACGUCUUAUGGCACUUCCAGAAGUUGCUAAAUCUGUUGAGGAAGCAAUUAAUAGAGCAAAGAACAUGGCUUCCAAAAAGCCUGCAAAUGGCCCAAGGCGGACGCUUCUUGGAAUUCCGACUCACCUUUGGGAAGAGGUGAGAAGCAAGCUGAAAAUAUCACGGAAGCAGUUCCGGCGGUGCUGGGAAGUAGCCAUGUAUGUGCACACCAGUAUGAAGGAUUCCAAAAUGAGGGAACCGUUUCGUCAGCUCGUGACUUCUCGUCUCAGGGCGGAGCACUUUGGAGUCAACCGGCCUUCAGAGAAGGAUAAACGGAAGAGGACUGUUGUGACAGGGAUGCAUGAGGACUUACCUAUGUUUUUCAUGAUGAGCGCCCCGAAGCGAAGGCGACUGUCGACGGACCGUACAGAAAAUGGGGGAGGAUCAGCGAAAAAGGGAGCACAUAAAGGAGGUGCAGGAUCGAGCUCAUCUUCUCAGAAGGACAGAAGUUCAGAUGCAGUGAAUGAAGAUGGAAGUGGGCAGACCCAGGAGGAAAAGGAUGUAGAGCAGAUGAAAGCUCUUGAAGAGCUGUUUCAGGACAGAUUAGAGGAGAUAAGAAUAAUUGAAGACAAACUGGAAAGAUACAGGCUGCGAUUACGAGGAGAUGUGACGCUCUCUUGAGGAACGAAGAUGUGCUCACAAUUGGUCGAAACAAAGUUUUGAAAGUGCGUCCUUUUUCGCGGACUGGAGGCACUUGUAAUUUCUCAGAAAUGAUAUAUCCUCCUGUUCAGGCCUGUAGCCUUUCAACCAGAUCCUCCGUCAUUCAGAGUUCAUGGGGCCAAUUCUUCUUCUUCAAUGGCAUGGCCACAUUUCAAUGAUUGCAUACACUCCUCCCUUUUCAUCAGUCAGGGUAGGUACAUGUCUUCCAAGCUUUUCUGGGUCCAAAGCCUCAGAGUUUUUGCUGCGAUCUGCGCUCUUGCAGCGCAGUGAAGAAGAGGCAGCCGUUGUUGUACUUUCUUCUCGAUGAUGGAAAAGAAUUGGCCGUUCUGCGCAGUGAGCAUGUCUUUUCUCCCAAUCCCUAGUGCCCCUGAUCU
This is a messenger RNA of Chara braunii, 2198 nucleotides long. The record is from the annotation of a GenBank genome assembly. NCBI's taxonomy places the organism in Eukaryota, Viridiplantae, Streptophyta, Charophyceae, Charales, Characeae.